CGACCCUCCCCGCCCACCCAAAAAUCCCCUGGCGGCUGCAAUAGAAGAAAAAAUCGAGCCUUCGAAGUGGUGCGCCACAUAGACCAGUCUUGGGAAGAGUAGAUAAGGCGUGGUCAGGGAGAAAACGAUCUUUCUCAACUUCAGUUUUCCCCGAAUAAUCAAAGUUCUACUGCCUCAGAACCUACUCAUACAUCAUCGUCACCGCCAAACUUUGCAACGAUGUCACGCAAAGCCGGCUCGCCUCGCAAGAAGGCGAUCCCCGACGAAAUCCCGUCGCAGACUUACGUCGAGAAGCCGUACGACGAGUGGCCCGACACAUCCACAGAUAUCAGCUCCCGCUUGAGUUCCGACACUCUCGCGGAAAGGAAUGCCACCGCUAUCGAUGUCGCACCAAGUCCCAAGAAGGGCACUAUACCGCAACUUCCCGAUGACGGGGAGCGCACAAACAAGGGCAGAACCACCUUGGUCAUGCGCUUGAUGUCGUGGGGAUGGAUUUUUCACUUUGUGGUUAUCCUUGGAACGACAUAUGUCUUGUCAUUCGUUAUACCCCAAGGCUAUGUUACCGAUCAGGUCUGGAAUAAGGGAUGUUACUGGAAGAUGGGCUGGCUUCUACCCAUUCCAUACACCUUCAUCUGUUUCCUCGGGUUGAUUCUUCCGCUGCACAACGCCCCAGCGCCGAAAAAGGCCACGGCAACCGAGCAGCCAAGGAGAGUCGACAACCUCUACAUCCUGACCGUCACCAAAGGAGACAACAAGGAAGCCGUCAUGCGAGCCUGGAAAGCUCACAAGCAUCUCGAGCUCCUCGACCCUUGCGUUCGAGUGCACGUCCUUACCGACGAGCCUAAUUUCUUCGAAGGGAUCAAUUGCUACACAUGCCCCAAGAGCUUCACGACUUCGCGGUCCAAAUACAAGGCCCGCGCUCUCGAGUGGUACCGCCAGACCAUGCGCUACACCGAGCACGACUGGAUUCUCCAUCUCGACGAAGAGUCCGUUAUCGACGAUGAGAGUGUAGCUCGUAUCCUUGAGUUUGUCAAAUGGAAGAAGGAGUAUACCUGGGGACAGGGUAUCAUUAUGUACAACCAGUACCAUUUCUGGAAGAACCCUUUCUACACCGUCGCAGAUGGCCUUCGUGUUGGGGAUGACUUGUCCCGAUUCCACCUUCAGUACACUUACUUCCAUCGGCCGAUCUUUGGUGCCCACGGUAGUUUCUUGCUCACCAACGGUGCGGUUGAAAAUGCCGUUACUUGGGAUCUUGGAAGUUUGACAGAAGACUUCCAGUUUGCCGUCAAGGCUUGGCAGAUGGGUUUCCGCUGCGGCUCCGUCGCCGGCAUCGUCCGCGAACAAUCUCCCCUCGACCUCAUCGGUUUCCUCAAGCAGCGUCGUCGCUGGUUCGUCGGUAUCCGCCGUCUCGGCUCCGUCCUGCCCAAACUCCUCGCCCUCUUCUGGGGUCUCGGUCUCCUCUCGCUGUACUGCACCAUCGCAUCCUUCAUUCUCGGCGUCUACGUCCCCACCGACACGCCGAUGUGGUUCGGUAUCCUCAAGGACUUUUCGCUCACCGUCUUCGUUUACCUCUAUGCUAUGGGCAUGUUCUAUCAGAACGUGGACAAGGGCUACAAUAUCUUCAUUGUCAUCUUGUUGGUUCCGGUCACCAUCCUCUUCCAGUUCGUGGCCGUGAUCAUGGAGGCUGUAGCUGUAAUGUUUGCCAUCCUCUUGCCACCCGACGACUUUGAUGUUAUCAAGAAGUGAGCGAGAGACUUUGUCCUUUUGCCGAGAGACUUGAGGAGGGGAGGUGAUGGGUUUUGCAGGCUGGAGGUUUUUGAUAGAGUAAAGGAUUUCUUUUCUGAUAAUUGUAAUAAAUGAAUGAAAUUCAUAAAUCUUCGUA
Molecule: messenger RNA, 1882 nt
Organism: Fimicolochytrium jonesii
Lineage: Eukaryota; Fungi; Chytridiomycota; Chytridiomycetes; Spizellomycetales; Powellomycetaceae
Product: glycosyl transferase family group 2-domain-containing protein
Exons: 3
Coding region: 220-1746 (508 amino acids)
Cellular component (GO): cytoplasm
Molecular function (GO): beta-1,4-mannosyltransferase activity
Source: RefSeq, a predicted model, not a curated record